Molecule: messenger RNA, 1287 nt
Organism: Trichoderma harzianum CBS 226.95
Lineage: Eukaryota; Fungi; Ascomycota; Sordariomycetes; Hypocreales; Hypocreaceae
Exons: 1
Coding region: 1-1287 (428 amino acids)
Source: RefSeq, a predicted model, not a curated record
AUGACUCAUCGACCCGGCUUUAAUAGGCUUCGAUUAACUACCGUUUUUUGUCUCCUGGCCAUUCUGCCUUUCGCGUCGGCCAGUGGAGUUGACCCACGACCUGCCAUCGGCUUUGAUCUUGGGCAGUCCUACGGGUACGUUGACUCUUGCUCAGAAGUCAUUCCAUCUAACGCGAUUAGUACUGCUGUCGCACAUCUGCCUAAUGGAACUAUUGUCAAUCUUGCCAAGAUCGAGGGGAGCCCACGAUAUAGGGCUUUUAUGCAAGGCGAGUUGGAGAAAGGGGAUUACCUGGAACAAUAUGAAGAGCGUACCAUAUCCAGUCUAUUAUGGGAAGAAAUCUUGAUAUUAUUGAAUCGAUAUACCGGGCUUGGCCCAACAUAUGGCGGCAUAAUCCUCGCCGAGAUGCUUAGAUCGCUGCGAAUUGCAUCAGAAGCCACUCUUGGAGGACCUCUGCCAGCCACUGUCGUCUUUACUGCGCCAUAUAUGCGUGCCUGGUACCAGCAAGAAAGAUUAUUGGAUGGUUUACUGCAAAGGGCGCGCAUACUGGCGGGCCUCAAGCCUGUAACGAUUGAAAAUAUGGAUCCUGUCUAUCUUGGCGAGACUAAUACUUUUCUCGCUGCCAACGGGCGCCGGAUAUGCCCAAAGCUUCGUUGUUUCGACCCUAGUAUAUUUGAUGAGCCUCCAUGGGCCUACGAAACUGAGCCUUUAAUUACACACCAAAUAGUAUAUUUUGUUAGGCAAGUACCGUUUUCUUCUGUUACCGCGACAAAUGAUGUGCUGCUAACGACAUUGCUUAGCUUCACCAAUCACUCUCUAUACACCUCCUUUCAACAAGCAACGUGCUACUCUUUUUCAGCUUCGAGUAAUCGAUUAGGAACCAUCAAUCCUGAACUUGGCUUAUACCAGCAAGAGCACGCAAGUGACGAGGAAAGCUUUUGGCGUAAACUUGAAGAUUACCUUGUAUCCCAAGCUGAAGAGUACGUCACCAGCGGUGAUUUUAGCGGUGAUUUUUCCCUGGGAAAGCACUGUAUAGUGCUUGUAGCGGGUGAGGCCGCGGAUAACCCAAAGUUCAUGGACGCCGUCAGACAAGCCAUCACGCGUAUACAAAACCACCCUGUUCACAGGUAUAAGGAUGCUAUGACAGGCCCAAAGGUAGAGUUGCUAAUCUCCCAGGACCUAACAUACGCGGCGGCUGCUGGUGUUGCGCUCUGGAGGCGGAGCCUGAUUGAUUCGUCGUACUGUGAAACUGUGUCAAGCAUGGGCAAAAAGGACCGUGAUGAGCUAUAA